UGGCAACAGUGAAACACAAACGGGAGAAGAAUUAAAAAAGAAAAAGAAAAAGUUGUUUGAUAGCAGCUCGUUGACAAAAUGUUGGUUUCCGAGUCAGACGUUGAGGAAACACUGAAGAGUAUUGAAAACCAUGAAAGUGUUAUUGGAACAGUUGUUGUGAAUGCACAAGGUAUUCCCAUCAAAACAACUUUAGACAACUCCAAGACUAUUCAGUAUGCAGGACUUCUUCGCGACCUCACAGCAAUGGCCAGGAGCGUGGUCAGAGACAUUGACCCUCAGAAUGACCUCACCUUCCUCCGCAUCCGCUCAAAAAAUAAAGAGAUUAUGGCUGGUCUAGAGAACGACUACCUGCUGAUAGCCCUUCAAAACCUGUGAACAGCUGCCAGAUUGUCAGCCUCUUUCAUAUGGCUGUGCUUCACUUCCCACUGUUUUCUAUCUUAAUUGCUCAUUUUCCAUUUAGUUCUCAAGCAGUUGGCCUUUUACCUUGUCUGYAAUGUCCUGAUGCAUCUCAGUAAUCCAGGUAAAAAAUCAAAAAGAAAAAAAAUUGUAUAGAACUUCU
Messenger RNA from Austrofundulus limnaeus, 559 nucleotides. Its product is annotated as dynein light chain roadblock-type 2. The coding region runs from base 79 to 375 and encodes 98 amino acids. Gene Ontology annotation, cellular component: cytoplasmic dynein complex. Lineage: Eukaryota; Metazoa; Chordata; Actinopteri; Cyprinodontiformes; Rivulidae. Gene Ontology annotation, biological process: microtubule-based movement. The transcript has 4 exons. The record is from RefSeq and is a predicted model, not a curated record.